AUGGUGUCUCUCACUGAGGAUGUCGACUACGAUGCAGGCGAAAUGUCUGACAAGCGGCGACAGGCAGAUGCUGGAAAUCGACACGUUAACCCCUAUGCCACACUGCCAUAA
Molecule: messenger RNA, 111 nt
Organism: Protopolystoma xenopodis
Lineage: Eukaryota; Metazoa; Platyhelminthes; Monogenea; Polystomatidea; Polystomatidae
Source: the annotation of a GenBank genome assembly